AUGACAGGACCCUCAGAAGCUCAGACGUUGCUCAGGCCUCGUCGUGUGUGGUUUGAAACGAAACAUGAUGCGUCUCCUGCUACUGCCUCUGUUCCUCUUCACAUUGUCCAUGGCCUGCAUGGGUCAGACGUUUCAGUACUCCCGCGGCUGGACCAAUGGCAAGCGAGCACUUACUCCACCGUCUCUUCUGAGCCAUGGACAUUUCAAUCGAGCCAGCGAUUUGGGUUUCUCAGAUCUGUAUGACGUUCAGGACUGGAGUAGUGAACGCAGGCUGGAGCGCUGCCUGGCGCAGCUGCAGCGAUCCCUACUGAGUCGGGUCUAUGGCUCCGUGGUGGACUUCAAUGCGAAUCGACCCGAACCGGACUCUAGCGACAGUGGCAGCUCCCGCAACCGAGCCAAUAACAACAACGAAAAUGUUUUAUAUCCGACUCCCAUUCAAAAUCGUCAUCACUCAUCGAAUGAACUUCUUGAGGAAAUCUCUGCUGCGGUGGCCGGAUCCGGACCGACGGGUGCGGGCUCAGGGGAGCCGAGCGUGUUUGGAAAACACUAGCUCAGUUUUCGAAAUGUUAUGGUAUUUUAAAACUUUUGUGGAACUAGCAAGAAAAUGCUACAAAAAUGUAAAAAAAAACAAUGUUAUAUUUGUUGGCACAUGGUCAAUAAAAGAAAUCUUUAAGUAACAGAA
Drosophila persimilis is the source of this 682-nucleotide messenger RNA. Its product is annotated as pro-corazonin. The transcript is spliced from 3 exons. Gene Ontology annotation, biological process: positive regulation of heart contraction. The record is from RefSeq and is a predicted model, not a curated record. NCBI's taxonomy places the organism in Eukaryota, Metazoa, Arthropoda, Insecta, Diptera, Drosophilidae. Gene Ontology annotation, molecular function: corazonin receptor binding. Bases 65 to 550 code for a protein of 161 amino acids.